Arachis stenosperma is the source of this 315-nucleotide messenger RNA. Its product is annotated as putative lipid-transfer protein DIR1. Gene Ontology annotation, molecular function: fatty acid binding. Gene Ontology annotation, biological process: systemic acquired resistance. The record is from RefSeq and is a predicted model, not a curated record. Lineage: Eukaryota; Viridiplantae; Streptophyta; Magnoliopsida; Fabales; Fabaceae. The coding region runs from base 1 to 315 and encodes 104 amino acids. The transcript has a single exon.
AUGGGUUCAAAAUCAUCACCGUCAAUGGUGGCAGUAGCAAUAAUGGCAUUAAGUGUGGUUGCAAUGCUUGAUGGUUGCGUGGCGCAAUCCUUCUGCAACACGUCACUUCCAGAGUUGUUCAAGUGCAAGCCGGCCGUGACGCCGCCAAAUCCUUCGCCGCCAACGCCAGAGUGCUGCGCGGUGGUGGCAAAGGCGGACCUGCAAUGUCUUUGCGGAUUAAAGAAUAAUCCCUUGGUGCCAACUCUGGGGAUCGAUCUAAACCUCGCCUUUCAAAUCCCUGCAAAGUGUAACCUGACUCUCCCUCCUCAAUGUUAA